Messenger RNA from Trichobilharzia regenti, 723 nucleotides. Lineage: Eukaryota; Metazoa; Platyhelminthes; Trematoda; Strigeidida; Schistosomatidae. The record is from the annotation of a GenBank genome assembly.
GUUAUCAAGUUAUAAUUAUACUAUUAAUUAUAAUGAUCCAAAUUCAGUGCAGUUAUAUAGCGAAGAAGCUGAAAAAUAUGACAACAUUCUUCAAAGCAAAUCAGAUGUUAUGUUCACUGUGGAUACUUUAGAGACCUUGUCGACGCAAAUCAGGCAACAAAUGUCAGGUCCAGAAAAUUGGGAUGUAAACGAAUUAAGUGAUCCUAUUGAGUUUGAAGGAGAGCAUUCAGCAAAUGAAAUUGAUCAGUCUGAAAUCAAUUUGUUAGGAUCACCAAAAUUGGAUGAUAAUUUAUAUACACUGUGGCAAGAAUUGGUCGAAUUAGCUGCGCAAAAAUCAAUUUCAGUAGACAGUAAAUUAGAUGAACAAGACUAUGUUCAAUGUGUUGGAGCUUAUAUCUCUGGCAUAGGGCAUCGGGAUAUUAUCCCACUACGGAAACGUUCUAGUGGUCUCGAAUUAUUACGGAACACUGGGAUUAGUCGAACAUACUUUGGGAAUGAUUUACUUAAGCAUUUAACAGUUAAUAAUUCGAAUGAAGAGUCUAAUGAGAACAACGUAUGUCAUUCAAAUGAAUUUCCAGAUACAUGGGCUAACAGCAAUUGUGAGAAUGCAUUCAUUGGCUCCGGAAUUUUGGAUGUGUUAUCAAAAUUAGUCUUGCCUUUAUCACGUAAAACAGAUGGUUACUUACGUCAAAAUUUAUUAAAAACUGUCAAAUGUACAUAACC